AGUUGAGGAACUAGUACCCAACAAUAGUCCCAUAAGGUCAAAAACUAUUUUCAUAUAAAAACAAAGGCCGGUUUGACUUAUGUAAAAACUUUCUGUCGUUUUUUUCAACGAUAAUUCACUUAUGGAAAAAAACUUAAAAUCCAACCCUCUCCAAUUGGAAGAAAUUGACACUGAUUUAUAUAGGCAAGCUUUUUUCUCCCCAAUUUCAACAGAUACUUUUCUUUCGUUUCCAAAAUAGUGUUUACAUUUCUCAAUUCUGAGAAUAUAGAAUUUUGUCAUUCAUCUUCGAACAUUUGUUCUUCAUUAACAGAAGUGCAGAUAAUUUAUGGAGGCCUGUGGCAGCCAGAGCGGUAUAUGGUGGUCAAGUUGUUGGUCAAGCCCUCGUGGCAGCAGGAAACACGAAAAGGCAAAAUUUUCAUGUACAUAGCGUUCAUUGUUACUUUGUAUCUCCCGGAAAUCCUAAUAUACCGAUUAUUUAUCAUGUUGAAAGAGUUAGAGAUGGUAAAAGUUUUUGUACAAGGUCAGUAAGAGCAAUGCAAAAGGGAAAUGCUAUUCUAACGAUGAUGGUUUCUUAUCAAAAAACUGAGUAUAUGCCCAUUGAGAAUCAGUUUAUUAUGCCAGAAGCUCCCCCUCCAGAGAGUCUUAUGAAUAUUGAACAUUUACUGCGUACACUUCUGAGUCGAUCCGAUUUAUCAGACAGUAGAAGAGACUACGUAACCAAAGUAUUAGCUCAAGAAAUGCCAAUUGAAAUAAAGCCUGUAGAUCCAUUCAUAUACUAUAAAAUGGUUCCAGGUACUGCACCCCGAGCUCUUCUUUGGAUGAGAGUUAGGGGAAAUAUAGAUGAAAAUGAUAGGAACUUACAUAGGUGUGCUUGUGCAUAUAUAUCGGAUAUUGCAUUGCUGAGGACAGCUUUAGUGCCAUACCCAAAUUUUAAAAUGACAUUCGCUGCAUCUUUAGACCACUCAAUGUGGUUUCAUUCUCCAUUUAGAGCAGACGAAUGGAUGCUCUACGAAUGUGAGAGUCCUCGAUUAGUCGCAAAUAGAGGUUUAAUACACGGAAGAGUUUGGAAAAGAGACGGUACUCUAGCCGUCUCCGUUGCUCAAGAAGCCCUUAUCAGAGGACAGAUUGAUAAUAAGACAAGUAAAUUAUAA
This is a messenger RNA of Dimorphilus gyrociliatus, 1151 nucleotides long. The record is from the annotation of a GenBank genome assembly. Lineage: Eukaryota; Metazoa; Annelida; Polychaeta; Dinophilidae.